AUGACUCCGCGCCAGCGCCAUCGGCCCUGGCGCUGUGGCUUGCUGGUGCUGGUGCUGCUUGUUGGCAGUGCCCAUGCUGGAUCACAAACAGGAAAUGGCACGGCCAACAUCCUCUUCAUCUUCACAGACGAUCAGGAUGAGGUCUUGGGCUCGCUCGACGCCAUGCCAAAGCUGGAUCGUCUUGUGCGUCAACAGGGCAUGCGCUUCUUCAACGCCUUUGCUAACACGCCCAUCUGUUGCCCCUCGCGCGCCGAAGUCACGACAGGGCGCUACAUGCACAACACAGGAGUAAUAGAUAACACCUGUGGAGGGACUGAUUUUCAGCGUGGACCCGAAAGAAUGAACAUGGCAGCUUUUCUACGCAACAACAGCCGUCACCAGUCCUACUACAGCGGCAAAUACCUCAACACCUACGGCGCGCCCAGCGUGGGUGGCGUGGCCCACAUCCCGGAUGGAUGGAAGGAGUGGCAUGCUUUGGUGGGCAAUAGCAAGUACUACGACUAUUCCGUCUCCGACAAUGGGCGCCAGCGCAACUUUGGGCAAGACUACGCAACGGACUACUACACGGAUGUGCUCAAGAAUGAAUCGGUGGCAUGGCUGACGCACAACUGGACCCAGGAUGACCCCUUCUUCAUGAUGGUCGCCACCCCGUGUCCUCAUUAUGCCAACUUGUUCCCCGAUAUGACGGCACCACGUACACCAAACUGGAACAAAGCGCCCGCGGCUAGUUCGGGACCUGGUGCCAAACACUGGCUCAUGCGCCAAUUUGGCCCAAUGGAGCCUCAGCACAUUAUCAACAGCGAUAGUACCUUUGUGGAUCGUUGGCGCUGCCUCCACUCAGAUCAUGGGCAACACCUGGGUCAGUUUGGCAUGGAGUUUGACAAGCGUCAGUUGUAUGAGACGGACAUUCGCGUACCGUUGGUGGUACGCGGGCCGGGUAUUCCCAAGAACAGUGGAACAGAAGCCCUGGCCCCACACAUUGACUUGGCCCCCACCAUCCUUGACAUGGCGGGUGUAACCAAGCCAGCUGUUAUGGAUGGACGCUCGUGGCUGCCCAUCGCGCGCAAUGCGACGCCUUCUGACUGGCGGCAGGACUUUUUGAUUGAAUAUGGCGGCCCCAGUAUCGACUCGUGGGAAAACCUUGAGGCCCCUCGAGGCGAAGGUGAUUGCGGCGCCAACUUCACCUGUGCUGGCGUGGAAUUGUGUGGAGGAGAGCAUGGCAGCACGCCAUGCGAUGCCGUCAACAAUACAUACAAGUGCUUGCGGACCAUCAAACCGGACGAGAAUUCCAUCUACUGUGAGUUUGACGAUGCGGAAAACAUGGUGGAGUGGUAUGAUAUUACCGCAGACCCGUGGGAAAUGAACAACUUGCAUGAGUCUGGCGAUGCAAGCAAGAAACAGCAACUGCAUGAGCGCCUCCGAGCCUUUCGCGAGUGCAGUGGUGACGAAUGCUUCAAUCCUUCUGGCAAGGUAGUUGCGUGA
This is a messenger RNA of Monosiga brevicollis MX1, 1482 nucleotides long. RefSeq lists its product as uncharacterized. Bases 1 to 1482 code for a protein of 493 amino acids. The transcript has 12 exons. Gene Ontology annotation, molecular function: glycosaminoglycan binding; N-acetylglucosamine-6-sulfatase activity. Gene Ontology annotation, biological process: glycosaminoglycan metabolic process. NCBI's taxonomy places the organism in Eukaryota, Choanoflagellata, Craspedida, Salpingoecidae. The record is from RefSeq and is a predicted model, not a curated record.